CCUUUUCUUUAUUAAGACAAAUCAAACACAAACCUUUUAAAACAACUUUCAUAUUCCUUCUAAGCUUCCAUGAUUCAAAAUCUCAUAUUUUUCAUCUCUUACACAGCACAUAGUUUUCUACCAAAACACCAGCUUCAAAGCAAAAAGCCAAACUUUACCAUGCAGUAGAAUUCUCACCUGUUGCAGCUAGCCACCCAAUGACCCAAACCACACAAAUUAAUUUCCCAUAUUAAAUAUCCCGUCUUUUUCGAACUUCCACCGAUCAAAUAAAAAUGGGGUCUGCAACAUCUUCUAUGGCUGCAAAGUUUGCAUUUUUCCCACCAGACCCUCCAUCAUAUAGCAUAUAUGUGGAUGAACCAACUGGGAAAUUGAGGAUCUCUGAUGUUCAUCCCAGAGAUGAUGUGGACGUGGUCAAGCUCAGCACCAAGAAAGGGAAUGAGAUUGUGGCAAUGUUUGUCAAAAAUCCAUGUGCUUCUCUCACUCUGCUUUACUCCCAUGGAAAUGCUGCUGAUCUAGGUCAGAUGUACCACAUUUUCACUGAGCUUAGUCUUCAUCUUGGUGUAAAUCUCAUGGGGUAUGACUAUUCUGGUUAUGGACAAUCUUCUGGAAAGCCAAGUGAGCAGGACACUUAUGCAGACAUAGAGGCUGCAUAUAAAUGCCUUGAAGAGACGUAUGGUAUAAAGGAGGAAGACGUCAUAUUGUAUGGACAGUCAGUUGGAAGUGGACCUGCUUUGGAGUUGGCUAUUCGUUUGCCUCACUUGAGGGCUGUAGUUCUGCACAGUCCUAUACUGUCUGGCCUUCGAGUGAUGUACCCUGUUAAGAAAACAUUCUGGUUCGACAUUUACAAGAAUAUCGAUAAGAUCCCGUUUGUCAAUUGCCCAGUUCUGGUAAUUCAUGGAACUGAAGAUGAAGUUGUGGAUUUCUCCCAUGGUAAGCAACUGUGGGAGCUUUGCAAAGAGAAGUAUGAGCCUUUGUGGCUUAAAGGAGGGAACCAUUGUAAUUUGGAACUCUAUCCAGAGUACUUGAGGCAUCUCAGGAAGUUCAUAUCUGCCAUAGAGAAAUUACCACGUGUUCAAAGUUUACCUGAACCAAGUGCAGAUCCAUUGGAGUCUUCUCCGAAGACCAUAGACAACAAGGAGAAGGCCAGAUCAAGCACUGACCAGAAAGAGAAGUCUAGGUCCAGCACUGGGCAGAGAGAGAAAUCUAGACUGAGCACAGACGGCAGAGAGAAAUCAAGAACCAGCACUGAUAAGAGAGAGAAGUCAAGAAAGAGCACCGAUCGAUCUGGCAAGGCAAGGAAUAGCACAGAUCAGUCAGAGAGAGCUAGAAACAGCUUCGACCGCUUGGGAGAUAUGGUGAGGUCGGUUGGAUUGUGUAAUGUUGAUUGUCUGAAGCAUGCAGCAUUAGAGGCUUGAGGUAGAAAGGUUGAGUGCUCCUUCUUGGAUUGUAAUUUGUUUAGAGACUGAAAUGUUUGGUUGAUGGGAUGUUUGGAUGAAGGGAAUGAUUUUUUCCCCCAAGGUUUUAUCAAAUGGUAAUAGGCUCACGUGCAGCCCCAUUCCUCAUGGGGUUCUUCUUUCUC
Molecule: messenger RNA, 1579 nt
Organism: Prunus avium (sweet cherry)
Lineage: Eukaryota; Viridiplantae; Streptophyta; Magnoliopsida; Rosales; Rosaceae
Product: alpha/beta-Hydrolases superfamily protein
Source: RefSeq, a predicted model, not a curated record